AUGAUUUGUCUCGACAGAUUUUAUCAGAGUGGAUCAAGCAAUAGCCCGACCCCACCGAUCCAGCAGAACUUGAGCAAACUCUUUGACCAAUAUCGAGAUAACCCCAAGGAUGCUCCAGACACGAUUGGCAUCGAAGGCGCUCAAAAAUACCUGACCGAUCUCAACGUUGAACUUGACGAGGUAGCUCACUUGGCCAUUUGUGACCUCCUGCAGUGUCCCUCUAUCGGCGAAUUCGAGCGUGACCGCUUUAUUUCCGGUUGGCGAAACGUUUCUUCCGGCGACAAACCUUACGACAAUGCAUCCCGCCAAGCCCAGUACGUCGAUAUUGUUCGAAAGAAGCUGGCGACCGAUUCAGCCUAUUUCAAACAGGUCUACCGCAAUGCAUUCAAACUCGCCAAACCAGAAGGCCAACGUAGCGUUCCCCUGGACUCCGCGAUCGAUUUUUGGAACAUGUUCUUCCGAGAGGGGAAAGGAGGUAUCGAAUGGAACACCCCUUCGACAAAGUGGCUGGAUUUGUGGUGUGAUUUCUACGAAUCACAGAGCAAAAGACCGGUCAAUAAGGAUCUGUGGAACAUGAUGGGCGAGUUGGUGAUGAAAACCCGAGAACCCGGUGGUGAAUCUCUCACGUGGUGGACGGAAGAUGGUGCGUGGCCCAUGGCUAUCGACGACUUUGUUACUUUUGUCAAAGAGAAAAGGAAGUCAGACGGUGAUACAAUGGAUACGAGCUGA
Messenger RNA from Rhinocladiella mackenziei CBS 650.93, 729 nucleotides. RefSeq lists its product as uncharacterized. The transcript has 2 exons. The coding region runs from base 1 to 729 and encodes 242 amino acids. Gene Ontology annotation, cellular component: ubiquitin ligase complex. Gene Ontology annotation, molecular function: ubiquitin conjugating enzyme binding; ubiquitin-like protein binding; cullin family protein binding. Gene Ontology annotation, biological process: protein neddylation; positive regulation of ubiquitin-protein transferase activity. The record is from RefSeq and is a predicted model, not a curated record. Lineage: Eukaryota; Fungi; Ascomycota; Eurotiomycetes; Chaetothyriales; Herpotrichiellaceae.